Messenger RNA from Caenorhabditis remanei, 471 nucleotides. RefSeq lists its product as uncharacterized. NCBI's taxonomy places the organism in Eukaryota, Metazoa, Nematoda, Chromadorea, Rhabditida, Rhabditidae. The record is from RefSeq and is a predicted model, not a curated record. The coding region runs from base 1 to 471 and encodes 156 amino acids. The transcript has 6 exons.
AUGCACGCCGCCGCUCAUGGUAGAAUCGUUCAACUUUCUCGUAUCCGGAAGGAAAUCGCUGAUCUCACAAAAAACAAGCGGUGCUACAUCAAAGAUUUUCGAAAAGUUCAAAAGUGCAAAGAUGUGUUUCAAUUCAAGAUAGUUGGGGAUACUGUAUUGUUUAAGGAUCUCAUAUUCACAUUGAAUCUUGAUGUCAGCAUUGAUUAUCCGUUCAAAGCUCCAUUCUUGAAAUUUUGUCAUCCGGUGUACCACCCGAAUGUGGAUCCCUCUUCCCACGAGUUGUGUUCUCCGAUGCUUCUUCAGGAGAAUUGGAAACCAGAUACUACGAUGGAAGACGUCCUGAUUAACAUGAUUGUCCUGCUCAAUGAGCCAGAUUUAUCUCGUCCGGUGAAUUUCGAUGCGGCUGCCGAUUAUAUGAAUGACAAGGCAGUUUACCUGAAAAAGUUUAAAGAGGUGGCACAGAAGUGGUGA